AUGUAUGACGACAUAGCGAAUAACACCAAAAACCCACACGAGGGCAAAAUCUACAACGCACCCAACGGUACCAACGUCUAUGAAGGCUUGGAGAUUGACUACAAGUUGACGGCAAAACGUCUCAAUGAAGCUUUACUGACCAUGCACAGACAACAUCGGUUCAGUCAGCUGGUAUUUUAUUUGGAGUCAUGUAGAAGUGGGUCGAUGUUCAAGAAUAUCCUGAGAAGCAAUAUUAAUGUUCUAAUUGAUGCUAAAGUGCCUUCUUUAGUAUACGCCAUCACUGCCACCUCAGAAAGCCAAGAAUCCUACGCCACCUACUGUGAUAAUCACUUAAAUUUACCGUGUCUCGGAGCUGAAUUCUCUGUUAAUUGGAUGGAGGACUCCGAUGAGACAAACAUCAAUGCUGAAACACUGGACGAGCAGUUCCAGAUAGCGGGAGAAUUAACGGUGAAAUCUGAUGUGAUGCGCUUUGGUAAUCUGAGCAUAUCCAGGGAACCGCCCAAACACCAGGAAGUUCUGUGGCCAUCGAGAGACGUGGAGCUUAUGCAUUUGAGAAACAUGAAACAGCUUGACCCUAAUUCAACCGCUGUCGACAUUCAGAUCGAUCGAAUUGAAAAGGUGAGGCUUUCAUAA
Molecule: messenger RNA, 633 nt
Organism: Cooperia oncophora
Lineage: Eukaryota; Metazoa; Nematoda; Chromadorea; Rhabditida; Trichostrongylidae
Source: the annotation of a GenBank genome assembly